AACAGUUAUAAGCCGAAAUAGUUAUAGAGUAGCUAGAGAUCAGUCAUGGCGGCUACAUUCUGGUUUUUGCUCAUAUGUUUCCUGUUCUUUGGAUCAGUUUCGUCUUCAGACUAUGAGUUCUCGGAUCAACAUUGUGUUACUGGAGCCUAUCCUCCGUCUGAAAGUGAGGUUCCUUGGGAAGUUGUGAAUCUUGAUUUACCACCUGAGCAAAGAUACAAUGACUUGGUGGGCAAGAAGAUAAAAGAGAUCCAGGACUUGACAAACUACUUAAGAAACUUUACAAGUUUUAUCUUGGAUGGAAAACUGUAUCGAUUUCUCGACAAAGAUUUGGCUUACUUGGUUUACACCCUCCCAUCUCCUUACCAAGAGGAAAUCAUUGGGUUGUCUAAGGCUACUGACAUUCCUCUUGGUGAGAUUUUAUUCUUCAACAUCUUUUAUGAGAUUGUCGCAUUUUGCACAUCUAUUGUUGCUGAGGACGAAUCAGGUAAACUGUUCCACGCACGUAAUAUGGACUUUGGCCUGUUUAUGGGCUGGGAUGAGAAGAAUAACACGUGGAUGCUGAGCGAGAUCCUUAGAACACUAGCAAUUAAUAUUGACUUUCGGAGGAAUGGCCAAACAGUGUACAAAUCAGCUACCUAUGCUGGAUUUGUGGGUGCUUUUACAGGAAUAAAACCAGGAGUGCUGACAUUAACUGUGAAUCAAAGAUUCGCUACUGAUGGUGGUUACGUAGGAAUUAUUGAGUGGAUUCUCGGUAAUAGAAAAAUGAAGUGGUCAACUUUUCUCGCUCGAGACGUUUUGGAAACUGCAACCAGUUUCGAGCAGGCUAAGGACAUGUUGGCAAACAACAACUUGACAGCUCCUGUAUAUUACAUUCUGGGUGGAGCAAAAUCAGGAGAGGGAGUUGUCAUUACGCGUUCUCUGACUAAGUGCUUAGAUCAAAUGAGCCUAAAUCCUGCAAACAAUACUUGGUUUGUUCUGCAAACAAAUUAUGACAACUGGGAACCUCCUCUGGUAAUUGAUGACAGGAGAACUCCGGGCAAGGCAUGCAUGAAUAAAAUGGGACGUGAGGCCGUGUCAUUCAAAGGCAUCUACAAUGUCCUCUCCACAAAACCUGUAUUGAAUAAGUUGACCGUUUACACAACGUUGAUGCAAGUGAACAGUGGCAAAGUGGAGACAUUCAUUAGAAGCUGUCCCGACCAGUGCUUUCCAUGGUAGAUUGGAAGAUUGCAUACCAUAUCUUGCCGAAGAAUCGGAAUGAAGUUGUGAUUUCAGAGUAAUGAGUCAUUAAACAGAAAUGUUUUGAAAA
This is a messenger RNA of Pocillopora damicornis (cauliflower coral), 1306 nucleotides long. Its product is annotated as acid ceramidase. Gene Ontology annotation, cellular component: lysosome. Lineage: Eukaryota; Metazoa; Cnidaria; Anthozoa; Scleractinia; Pocilloporidae. The record is from RefSeq and is a predicted model, not a curated record. Gene Ontology annotation, molecular function: N-acylsphingosine amidohydrolase activity; fatty acid amide hydrolase activity. Gene Ontology annotation, biological process: fatty acid metabolic process.